Molecule: messenger RNA, 1074 nt
Organism: Stylonychia lemnae
Lineage: Eukaryota; Ciliophora; Spirotrichea; Sporadotrichida; Oxytrichidae
Source: the annotation of a GenBank genome assembly
AUGCCCAGACUUGGACCAAAGGCCACAGAGAUAAAACAACAACUGUCUAUCCCUAAAGGUGUGCCUACCAAAAUUCAGUCCUUUGAUAAAUUGAAUGUUAAAAAGCUUCAUGUUGGCCUAAGACACUCAGCAGCUAUCUCAAAUGAUGGAAAGUUGUACACCUUCGGAAGUGGUAACUGGGGUCCUUUAGGUCAUGGAUCUGAAAAAGAUGUUCGCUUUGAUAGUCCAUAGAUGGUUGAGUAUUUCGAUAAGAAAAAUAAAAAGAUAGUAGAUGUCGCUCUAGGUGAAUAUCACACAGUUGCUCUCACCUCUGAAGGAGAAGUUUAUACUUGGGGCUAUGGUGGUAAAGCCACUUUAUUCAAUUGGAUGAUAACUCAAGAAGUAGGAGCACUAGGUCACGGCGAUAAAAAGCAUCAUUUCUAUCCAAAGAGAGUAGAUUUUUUCGAUCAACAUGGAAUUAAGAUAUAAAAGAUUGUAGCAGGUCUCUACCACACUAUCGCUAUUUCAACCACUGGGGAUCUCUAUACUUGGGGAAGAGGAUAAUUCGGAGUAUUGGGAAAUGCAAGUAACUAAUACAGUCUUAUUCCUAUGUUGAAUGAUGAGUUUAGAAUGAUGAAAGAAACUAAUCCCGAUAUUAAAAUAAUGAAAAUCGAUUCAGCUGAUGAAUACUCUGCAGCUUUGAUGAGUGAUGGCUAACUGUAUGUUUGGGGUAAAAAUGAUAGAGGGCAACUAGGAACUGGAAACAGUAUUGGCAUUGACAUGAUUGAAUCAGAAAAUGUGCCAGUAGCAAUUAAUGUUAUUGACAACAAAGACAAGUCUCAUUUGGUCAAGGAUUUCCAUCCUGGUUAAAACACAAUGAUUAUUUAAGACUUAGAAGAUAACAUUUAUAAACUUGGUAUGAAACUUGAUUAUUAAGCUAAAUAUGUUGAUAUUUUCAACGAAGAAUUCAAAAAGGAAGAUGUAAAGCAACUUAGUUGUGGAAGAAAGCAUUACGUAGUCCUCAACAAAGAGAACAAGCUUAUGGUUUGGGGAAAUGUUUUCAAAGAAAAGCCAUAUAUUUGGAGCAUUGGUUGA